Spodoptera exigua (beet armyworm) is the source of this 270-nucleotide messenger RNA. The record is from the annotation of a GenBank genome assembly. NCBI's taxonomy places the organism in Eukaryota, Metazoa, Arthropoda, Insecta, Lepidoptera, Noctuidae.
AUGAAGCUUACUUUGGUUCUUGUGGUCCUUGUAGCUUGCUUCUGGUGCUCUGAGGCGCAGAAUGCUAAUUUCUACUGUGGUCGUCAACUUGCUGAGGUACUGUCAAAACUAUGUUGGGAUCAUUCUGAAGAGAAACGUGAUGCUGGGUGGUGGAUGUCUGCGGAUGCGGCUCGGUCACUUAGCGGAGUUCGCGGCAAACGUGGUCCCGUCGACGAGUGCUGCGACAAGCCCUGCACAGUCGAUGAACUACUCGCCUACUGCUUCUAUUAA